GAGCGCAUGAAGGAGAGACCAACCGAGUCAGAGCGACCUGCAGCCAGUCCACUCACUGAUGCCCUGAUCCAGCCCAGAAACGCAGCGACUACACCUAUCUGAACUCCACACGUCUCAGCCGUAACUCCCUGUUAACACUCGGAACAUCUAGAGGAGGACUGGGAGAGCCGACGCUGCCCGCAGCAGUUUUUUUCUUCUUUUUCUUCUUUUUCUUCUUCUUCUUCUUUGCUCUCUUUCUUGCGCGACCGGGAGAAAGUGCCUUGAAAUUAGAAGUUGAAAGAGAGGGAGAGAGUUGCUUGACGGCGAAAUAAAUCUCGCUUCCUACACGGACCACUAACAGGGAGGUGAAUGGACCUCCACCGCCCCUUCAAGAUGGACAGCCCCUCCUACCUGCCAACUCCACUGGCCUCCCCCGCCCUGAUGGUUCUCGCCUCCACUGCGGAGGCCGGCCGAGACGCCUCCGUCCCCUGCCAAGCGCCGAGGCCCUUCGGUGUCCCCACUUCCGUGGAGAAGGACCUUCACCUCCCCUUCCCCUCAGCCUCUUACACCUUCACCUCCAUGUAUCAGCGCCAGGGCCCCAUGUCAGGCACCUUUCCCUCCCGAGACUUCCCAGCUUCCCUGCUUCACCUGCACCACCAGUUCACUCCACCGAACCUGGACUGCUCCACCCUGAGCAUGCUCAACCACAGCGGGGUGGGCGCCUUCCGACCUUUCUCCUCCCCACAAGAGGAGAGGGAGUCGGGGGUUUACCAGUCGGCUUUCACCCCUGCCAAGAGGCUGAAAAGCUGCUUUCCGGAGGUGGAGGGGAAGGAGUUUGACUUUGGCUCCCCAGGAGGCUCCCUCAAAGCUGUGGAGGACUCAGGGAGGAAGCUGUUCUCCAUGUCUGGCCUGCUGUCUGAUGGAGAGGCUUCAUCGAGCCCGGAGGAGCGCAAAGAGCACAGCAAAGUGAAGGGUCUCUAUGAUGCUCAGGCCCCGGUUUGUCCGGUCUGCCAGUCAAUCCUGCGACCAGGAGAGCUGCAGGAGCACAUGGAGCAGGAGUUGACCAAACUUGCCCAAAUACAAAUCAGUGUCACUCCAGUGCAGCACAACCACCUCAUAAGGACGCCGAAGUCUCUCUCGCUCUCUCUUCAUAUCAAGCAUGAAGGAGGUUCUCCCACCUCGCCCCCUCGCACAUCUGAUGAUGUCCACUCUGACCGAUACCAGACAUUUCUUCGUGUACGGGCCAACAGACACACAAGACUAAAUGUCGAUGACCUCUGCUGGUGCAGGUGCUACGUCAAAUCUGCCCCAUUACGCCCCCACAGCGCAGGAGCCCACCUAGACUGCACACAAGCUGUCAGGAUCGGAAAGCUGAAGAGGAGGAAACUAGAAGAUGGACAGGAGGGUUCAGCGGACUUGGCACCAUUGCAGGACGCGUGGAAUGAGAGAAGGAUGCAGAUGUCAUCUAUAGUGGGAGGGUUUAAAGGUGCAGUGCAGGUGAGCACGACUACGAAGGAGUGUCGAGACAGCGACGCAGACUUGGACGUGGAUGGAGAUGAUACUCUGGAGUACGGCAGAGCGCAAUACACAGAGACAGAUGUAAUCCCCUGCUCAGGAGAAAGCUCCAAAGAGACAACAGUGAACAGCAGCAGUACGUUACAUGACUCCAGAGUAAGCCUAGAAUUUUCCAAAUGGUCAAAUGAUGGGAGUCCAUCUACCAGCAGUGGAGAGAAAGUAGACAGCAGCAUAGCUGCUCUACCUAAAACCUGCAAAAACUCUGAGAUAGAAAUGCUCUCAGAGGAUUCCACGCUGACAACUUUGGAUGUACUUAAAGCUCGGAUACGGGAUUUGGAGAAACAGUUGUCUAAAGGAGACAGAUUUAAAUGCCUAAUCUGCAUGGACAUGUACACAACCCCUCUCACCUCCAUCCAGUGCUGGCAUGUUCACUGUGAGGAGUGUUGGCUUCGAACGCUGGGAGCAAAGAAGUUGUGUCCACAGUGCAACACCAUCACCUCACCUGGAGACCUGAGGCGGGUCUACCUGUGACGCAGCCACUCACAAAAUAAGGAGAGGAGCUUCUUCUGUUUUAACCAAUCAGGGGUGGAUUUGUGGGCAGCUGGCCUGUCAUAGACUCCCACCCUUUUCCUCCUCCUCACACCUUCGUGGUCCUACCUGUCAGUGUAAUAAGAUCCACUAAACCCUGACAAUUUGAAGAACAGCAAGUGUAACCUUUGACCUUCCUUACAGCCCUGUACAAUAUCCAUGUUCCUGCUGCAACAUUAAAACAUCAACCAGAUCAGAAGACGCAUAUAAAACCAACUGAGAGCUCAGGCACUGAAAAACUAAUAGAAAAGAAAAGGCUUUGGGACAAUAUUUAUCGAUUUUGUAAUAUUUUUUGUGAGGAAAACAAAUUAGUUGAAUCACAUGCAAAGCACAUGUACAUAGUUUUGUGUUUGGAUCGGUAUGUUUGGAUGUGUGUGUGUGUGUGUGUGUGUGUGUGCGUGUGUGUAUAUGAUGUUGACUAGUAGAACAACCCAACUGUAUUUACUCUACAGGGUUUGUCUUUGCUUGAAUCAUUUAUUUGUUUAGCUCUUGUAGGUUGGAAACAUUCUCACAUUCAAGCUCAUUUUGUCUUUGUCAUUGAUGUUUCUUUGUAAAGGCUCAUUACAUCUAA
This is a messenger RNA of Perca flavescens (yellow perch), 2653 nucleotides long. It is a transcript of the gene rnf220b, whose product is annotated as ring finger protein 220b. The record is from RefSeq and is a predicted model, not a curated record. The transcript is spliced from 16 exons. Bases 349 to 2025 code for a protein of 558 amino acids. Gene Ontology annotation, biological process: protein ubiquitination. Gene Ontology annotation, molecular function: ubiquitin protein ligase activity; metal ion binding. NCBI's taxonomy places the organism in Eukaryota, Metazoa, Chordata, Actinopteri, Perciformes, Percidae.